CUUAUAAAACAUACUCAAACAACAAUUUGGUCCUCCCCUUUCCUAAACUUUUCAUCCACACGCAUAUAUUUCACAGGCACUCCCUCCUUCUCCCUCGCCGGAGUUUCAGUGGUCCUUAUUUUCUUCUGCUUUUCUGACACCCUUUUACGGCUUACUCCUGCCAUUCCAACACUCGGUUCCUAUUUCAAUUUUUACCGAUUUCAAGCAAACUUCUUUAGUUUUUGCAGUCCAAGGAUUUUGACUCUUAGCUAAAGUUUUCAACUUUCCGGUGCAAAAACUGACAGGUUUCAGCUAAAGUGUUUCGUUUUUUCAUAAAGAAAAGUAGGAACUGAUUCUUUUGUUCUGGGAAAAUAGGAGCACUGACUUUUGGGUACAAGUUUUGUUGAAAAAAAAUAAAAACUGAACUCAAAGUCAUAUUUUUUUGGCUUUUACUUAAAACUUUUGUUGAAAUUGGGUGUUUCUCUAAGGGGGUUUUGAAGAUUUCGACUUGCAAGGUAGAGAUUUUAUUCUGAUUCUCACAGCAAUACAGACCAUGUGUUUUUGGGAGUUGGAGGGAUAAAGACUGAAGAGAUGAUGGAACAUAAAAGAAGCCCAUGCUCAGUUGACCUUGACCACCAUAGUUUCUCUACUUUGGCAUCCAAACGGCAGAAGGCUGAUCUAUCUAUCUCCACAAAGGAGAGGAAGGAGAAACUUGGCGAACGUGUUGUCGCGCUGCAACAGCUUGUUUCACCCUAUGGAAAGACAGAUACAGCUUCUGUCCUUUUGGAGGCAAUGGAAUAUAUACAAUUUCUUCAUGAUCAAGUAAAGGUUUUGAGUGCUCCAUAUCUCCAAAACACGCCAGCAACUAAUAUGCAGGAAGUAGAGCAAUACAGCCUGAGAAGCAGAGGGCUGUGCCUUGUUCCAAUCUCUUGCACUGUAGGAGUUGCAGACAGCAAUGGUGCGGAUAUCUGGGCACCUAUCAAGAGCCCAUCACCCAAAUUGGACAAAGCCAUCUCACCGUUCCACUGACGACUUAUUUCGCUAAGCCACCAACUCAUAGAAUAACUCAAAUUUUCCAGUCAGACUCAAAUUUGUGACUGAUGGUAGAUUGGGGGAUGCAAAAUUAUUGGUUUUUAGUAGGGGAGAAAUAUGUAUCUAAAAUACGGUCCACCAUUCCUGUUUUAAGAGGGUGGUAGGAUUAAGCUACAUAUAUAACGCGGUCUUUCUUAUUCUGAUCAUUCAAGAUGUAAAUUGGGGACAUAAGUGUAUAACUAUCAUAAACUGUAUCCUUGCAUGGAUGAAGGGGGGAGUUUAUGGUUAGUGACCUAAUGGAACUCUCUACGCCGUCUGGUGUCAUUUAUGGGUUUCAUUGCUUUCAGGCUCGCUACCUUAUCCUUGAAAUAAAUGAAAUUUGUUAUUGUUAACAAAAAAAAGAAAAAAAAAAAGAAGGGCAGUCAUGAUUCUGGUGGUGGUAUCAAUGGGUGGUAGAUAAGAUUCAGGUCCGUUUGGUCUUUGGUGAGGAAAUUGCAAAACAAGGAAGGUAGUAGCCGAACACUUGCAAAACAGGAAGGCGUUGGAGAUUGGAGUUGGUCUCUAACUUGACACUCUGACGCUCAACGUAAGAUAUGGAUCCAUGGUGGGAAACGGCCUGGUGAGAAACCACUUGUGUGUGUGUGAAUGGAGGGAUAGAGAAGAUUAGUCUCAUAGAGAGGAGAGGUGAGUGCGGUGUGUGUGAAAAAGAGAAUGAGUGGAGUAGACCUCUAAUAACUAUUUUCAUUUGAGUUCUUUGGGUCCAUGUAGGUUUUUAGUUCUCCAAUACAUGUGUGUCAUCUAU
Messenger RNA from Rubroshorea leprosula, 1813 nucleotides. Lineage: Eukaryota; Viridiplantae; Streptophyta; Magnoliopsida; Malvales; Dipterocarpaceae. The record is from the annotation of a GenBank genome assembly.